Molecule: messenger RNA, 1589 nt
Organism: Priapulus caudatus
Lineage: Eukaryota; Metazoa; Priapulida; Priapulimorpha; Priapulimorphida; Priapulidae
Product: exostosin-like 2
Exons: 5
Coding region: 1-681 (226 amino acids)
Cellular component (GO): membrane
Molecular function (GO): glycosyltransferase activity
Source: RefSeq, a predicted model, not a curated record
AUGACGUACAAGCGCAACGGAUUCUGUGAGCAGACAGUGCCGCUGUUCCCCUACAGCAUUAUAGAAGGCGCCGGUAAGCGACUCAUCGUAAUCAAACCAAGGAGAAACCUGGUCAGCAAUAGACUCAGGCUGUUCAAAGACCUGAUGACCGACGCCGUGUUCAUAUGCGACGACGACACAAUCAUCAGUGAGAGCGAACUGGUUCGUGCCCACACGCUGUGGAGAUCGCUUCCUGAUCAUUUGGUCGGUUUCGCUUGCAAGUCGCAUGUCCACCAUCCUAACGAAACAGAAGAGUACACCUACCUCGCCAAAGACUACGACGGAAAAUACUCAAUCAUAUUACCAGCUCCCAUGCUCUUGCAUCGUGACUGGUUCACGCUUUUCAACCGUCUGCCUGCAUCUGUCUACGACAUGAUGGACAAGUACAACAACUGUGACGACAUCGUCAUGAACGUUGCCGUUAGCAACGCGACGCAGCAUCCGGGCGUCUGCCUUAUUGCGCGACAUCAGGAGUAUGCGAAGAUCGACAGUAGAGCCCGGCAGUUCAAGGGCCAGAAGAGCAAGAACACUCACAUACUCUACAGGACACGGUGUCUGAACGAACUCAGCGCCAUCUAUGGCUACAUGCCGCUACGAUACAACAACAAUUACGUCACGACUCUAUUGAGGACAAAAUCGUGAAAGGAGGCGUGUCCGGAAUCGCACAACUCCGAUAACUGUUGAGUCGCAUUGCCUGUAAAGGAAGAAAUAUGGGUUAUAGACUUUAUAGUAAGUGCCAACAGGGAAGUCCCUUCUCUAAGUAGCUUCCCCUCUUUAGUCCCAUCGUAUCGAUUGUCUCGUGUUGAUUGUUUUAGCUAAAAUGUCUGUGCCACACUCAAAUAUCAGGGGCAGUGCAUUGUAGACACCGAACUAUUCCGCCAGAUUGGUCACUUGCUUUUAGAUGAGGCAAUCAAAUGCCUUAGCAGUUUUUCAUUCAGCUACUGGUUGCUGCACAAGCACGCAAUCAGUAAUGAUUUACGUCAGACCACCUCGCCGAGGAGAGAAGGCUUCUAGCUGGUUUGAUGAUAUUACAGCACGCCACUAACGUCACACACUGUCGGCUUCUUCAUUUCUGUCCACACGUAGGUGUCCUGAAAUGCGCACGGUAACUAAGUUACUAUACUAUUCUUUGCUCGUGUCACUGCAUUUCAUGAUGCCUUGUGCGGCAUUCUCUGGCAUAGCUGAUUUGAUAAAGAAGAAACUUGAAAGAUUCAGUACCUGCAAACCUAAAUGGGUUGUACGCAUAAUUAUAAACAUAAUUAUUGAUUGAUUUAAUUAAUUAUUUAUAUUUUUUAUUAAAAAUGGGAAGAAUUUGUCGCUCUUGCCGAAUAAUAGCAGAUUUUGUGGGUUUAUAUUGAUGUUUUUUACUUGCUUGGGAAAUGCUAUUUUAUACUAUUCCGGUUGAAGAAUAGAUGGUUGUUCUAGGGAUGCAAGGUGUAAAAGUCAGUUACCCUCCUGUGAUGCAUUAAUAGUCGUGCAUGAUGCAUGGAUGAGAAGUAUACUGUAACAAUUUUAUGGUCUUAAGAAAUAUACGAGUUUUAAUUCCUGCA